This is a messenger RNA of Verticillium nonalfalfae, 1671 nucleotides long. It is a transcript of the gene ALG12, whose product is annotated as dolichyl-P-Man:Man(7)GlcNAc(2)-PP-dolichol alpha-1,6-mannosyltransferase. The transcript is spliced from 3 exons. Gene Ontology annotation, cellular component: endoplasmic reticulum membrane. The record is from RefSeq and is a predicted model, not a curated record. NCBI's taxonomy places the organism in Eukaryota, Fungi, Ascomycota, Sordariomycetes, Glomerellales, Plectosphaerellaceae. Gene Ontology annotation, biological process: protein N-linked glycosylation. Gene Ontology annotation, molecular function: alpha-1,6-mannosyltransferase activity. The coding region runs from base 1 to 1671 and encodes 556 amino acids.
AUGAAGCCCCUCGAUGUCCUUCUAGCCUCUCUCAUCCCAGCCACCAUUCUCUUCCAUCUCCUUGCAGCUCCCUACACCAAGGUCGAGGAGUCCUUCACCAUUCAGGCAACCCAUGACAUCCUCGUCUACGGCACGCCGACCCGCAACAUCAACGCUCGCUUCCAUGCCGUCUACGACCACUUCACGUUCCCGGGCGCCGUUCCACGGUCCUUUGUCGGACCGGUCAUGCUAGCAGGCAUCAGCCAGCCCAUCGUCGCCAUCUUUGGCUUCCAGCAUGCUCAGAUGAUCGUUCGUGGCGUGCUGGGCAUGUGCAACGCCGCCGCCCUGCUCUACUAUGCGCAUUCCGUCAAGAGAGGACUCGGCCAGAGCGCGGCGCGCUGGUGGACCGUCAUGACCGUCAGCCAGUUUCACAUCAUGUUCUAUGCCUCGAGGACGCUGCCCAACAUGUUUGCCUUUGGCCUCACCACCGUCUCGUCGGCCCUGCUCCUGCCACACCCCGACCAGGCUCGAAAGGCGUCGCGCAUCCGCAUUUCCAUCUCUCUUCUCGUCUUUGCCGCCGUCAUCUUCCGCUCCGAAGUCGCCCUCCUCCUGUGCACCACGGCAGCGACCCUGCUCGCGACGCGCCAGACGACCCUCGGCGCCCUCCUCCCCGGCUUCAUCGUGUCGUCGCUCGCGGCCCUCGUCCUCUCGGCGCCCCUCGACUCGUACUUCUGGCAGACGCCCCUGUGGCCCGAACUCUGGGCCUUUGCCUUCAACGUCCUCCGCGGCGGCGCCUCCGACUGGGGCACCUCUCCCUGGCACUACUACUUCACCUCGGCCCUGCCGCGCCUCCUCCUCAACCCGACGGCCCCCUUCCUCAUCGCCUCGGCCGCCCUCCACCCGGCCACGGCGCGCACAGCCCGCCUCCUCGUCGCCCCGAGCCUCGCCUUUGUCGCCAUCUACUCCCUGCAGCCCCACAAGGAGGCCCGCUUCAUCUUCUACGCCGUCCCGCCCCUCACCGCCGCCGCCGCCCAGGCCGCCGCCCUGACGACGGCCCGCGCCGCCAAGUCGCCGCUCGCCCGCCUCGCCACGGCCGCCACGACCGUCGCCGUCUUGGCUUCCGCCGCCGCCGCCGCCGCCCUCCUCGCCCUCUCCUCCCUCAACUACCCCGGCGGCGAGGCCCUGUCCCACGUCGCCCGCAUCGCCGCCCUGGCCCCCGCCACACCCCCGGCCCCCGCCGCCGCCGUUCACGUCGACGUCCUCUCGUGCAUGACGGGCGUGACCCUCUUCGGCCAGAACCCCACCGGCCGCCCUGUCCUCCUCGCGCCCGACGACGCCGGGCUGCGCUUCGACAAGACGGAGGACGCGGCGCGGCUGAAGAGGCCCGGCUUCUGGCUCGGCUUCGACUACCUCCUCGUCGAGGACCCUGCCGUCGUGGCCGGCGGCCGGUGGGAGACGCUCGGCGUCGUCGAGGGGUUCGCCGGCGUCGAGGUGCUCAGGCCGGGGGGCCGCGAUGUCGAGGCGGCUGCUGCCCCUGGUCCUGGUCCCGUCGUCGGCAGGGGCCGCGUCGUGGCUGCGGUGCGGGAGGCCGUCAGGGCCGUGACGGGCGGGUGGUGGGUUGGGCCGCGGAUGGAGCCGAGAGUGUACAUUCUCAAGAGGGACAAGGUUGGUGCUGUGGUUGUAGGGACGUAG